Molecule: messenger RNA, 3693 nt
Organism: Phyllopteryx taeniolatus (common seadragon)
Lineage: Eukaryota; Metazoa; Chordata; Actinopteri; Syngnathiformes; Syngnathidae
Product: nucleotidyltransferase MB21D2
Exons: 3
Coding region: 353-1867 (504 amino acids)
Source: RefSeq, a predicted model, not a curated record
CAAUAGCUCUAGUUAUUUUAUUGUUUUACUUUUUAUUUACGUUAUAGGACUAAACCCGGAAACAGGUUAGCGGGCUUCCUAUGUAUGCCGCAAUAACAACGGGUUGAUUUGAUACGAUUUACAUGAUUUACGUACAUUUUCUUACGAAACGUACGAAACAUACGCUGGACGCGCGCCCUGUUGAAGCGCUAGCUUUUAUUGUGAAGGCGCCGUCGCCGGAAGUGCGGUACUCUGUUCCGAUUGUUGUGUGAGCUGAUGUUUGUGGCUGUGAUUGUGGGUGCGCUGAGCUGGUGUCGGUUCCGUUCGUUGACGCCCGUUUCGGCUCACCGUCGUGUGAAGGACCGCUGAAACCAUGGCCGCCCCAGCUCUCUCCAGUCGGGCCGGCUCGACGGGAAGCCUCGGGAACAGCCCCACCGCGGUCGUCGCCGCCGGCAGGCUGCCCCACGGCGGCGUCGGGCCGGAGUUGGACUUCCGGUCGGCGGCCCGCAUGGAGGACCUGAACCGGCUCAUCCAGGAGUUUAGCAAGCACGACCAGCGCGAGUACGACGACCAGCGGGCCUUGGAGAUACACACGGCCAAGGACUUCAUCUUCUCCAUGCUGGGAAUGGUCCAGAAGCUGGACCAGAAGCUGCCGGUGGCCAACGAGUACCUGUUGCUGUCGGGCGGCGUGCGCGAGGGCGUGGUGGACAUGGAUACGGACGAGCUGAGCGUGUACGCGCGCGGCGCCGACUACGACAUGGACUUCACGCUGCUGGUCCCGGCGCUCAAGCUGCACGACCGCAACCAGCCGGUCACGCUGGACAUGAGGCACUCGGCGCUGGGACAUUCCUGGCUCAGUCUGCGCCUCUUCGACGAGGGCACCAUCAGCAAGUGGAAGGACUGCUGCACGGUGGUGGAGCACAUCAGCGGAGCCGCAAACUACUUCUUCUCGCCCACGCUGGUGGCAGACUGGUUCUACCAGGCCGUCUCACUGGUGCUACUGGAGGUCCAAAAGAAGCCGCAGAGGGGCGUUCCCCGCGUGGAGAAGGUGGAGCGCAACGGCACCGUGGUGUCGGUCAUCUUGGGCGUGGGCAGCAGCCGAAUGCUCUACGACGUCGUGCCCGUAGUGUCCUUCAAGGGCUGGCCGGCCGUGGCGCAGAGCUGGCUGAUGGAGAACCACUUCUGGGACGGCAAGAUCACGGAGGAGGAAGUGAUCAGCGGCUUCUACCUGGUGCCCGCCUGCUCGCACAAGGGCCGGAGAGAGAACGAGUGGCGGCUGUCGUUCGCCCGCAGCGAGGUGCAGCUGAAGAAGUGCAUCUCGCCCGGCCUCAUGCAGGCCUACCAGGCGUGCAAGGCCAUCAUCGUCAAGCUGCUGUCGCGGCCCAAGGCGGUGAGCCCCUACCACCUGCGCAGCGUCAUGCUGUGGGCCUGCGACCGGCUGCCCGCCAACUACCUGGCGCAGGACGACUUCUCCGCCCACUUCCUGCUGGGCCUGAUAGACGACCUGCAGCACUGCCUGGUCAACAAGACCUGCCCCAACUAUUUCAUCCCGCAGUGCAACAUGCUGGAGCACCUGUCGGACGCCGCCGCCGUGCUGCACGCACGCAAGCUCUCGUCGGUGCGCUCCGACCCGGCCGAGCACCUGCGCACCACCAUCGAGCACGCCAAGGCCGCCAACAGGCUGACGGUGGAGCUGCAGUGGCGCGGCAGCACCGGCAACCUGCCGUCGCCGCAGUCGGACGCCGGCGGAGAGAACCAGCCGGACGACCGCCUGGCCAAGAAGCUCCAGCAGCUGGUCACGGAGAACCCCGGGAAGUCCAUUUCGGUCUUCAUCAACCCGGACGAUGUCACGCGGCCGCACUUCCGCAUCGACGACAAGUUCUUCUAAACCCCCCCACCCCACCACAGUUUUUGUUGUUGUUGUUGUUGUUCCUCUGCCACACUGUCAAUCAGGUGUUUAUUUUCUAGUGUUCUUAGUUGUCCUUCCUCACUGUGUUCUUACCUACUGGAGGCCUUCAGACUGACAUUUGUAAAGCCACCCGCAGGAAUCCACCCGGACAGUUCCACGUGAACAUCUGCUGAGCUGUCAGGCUGAAAGAAUUCACCUGUCGGAAUCCUCAAACAGAAAAUGCACCAGGAAAAAUCGACUCCGAGUCGUCCACCCGCAGAAACGGAUCCGGAGUCAUCUACCCGCAGACGAAGAAUCCACCUGCAGAAGUCCUUCAAAGAAAUCCACCUGGAGAAAUCGGCCUGUCGUCGUCGUUCGGCGACAUCUCAUAUAAUCAUCUUGUAGGAAAAUAGUGCUGUUGUUGUUUUUGUUUAGUGCGGCCUUACUCUACGUCGGGGGGGGGGGGGGAAGCUUAUCUUCUACUUCACAAUGUGCACCGAAAAACGUAGAGCAUUCAUUCGAUAAGGUCGAAAGGAAAAAUCUUCUCAAACUUGGUAUGAUUUCCGAGUGCGUUUUUCUCCCAAAGAAAUCUUGUAUUGAUUGUUACAAACCGAAUGUGAACUCACUUAUCAUUUUCAAACCACAAUGUGCGAAUGUGCGUUUUUGACUCCACGUAUGGUAGCAGUGUGACAAAUUUGUAACUUUUGGCUUUCUUUUCAAACAGCGGCCAGAUUGUCACCGUGAAGCUUUUUUCGCCGUUCCGUUGUCCAUUUUGGUAAAAAAAAAAAAAAACAAGAAACCGUGCAAAUCAUCCUGACUACUACUUAUCAUCUGACUCUUUUAAGUUUGCACCGAAUGUAAAAAGCACCAAUCGCACUCCUUUUGAUUGUAGUCGCACACUAGUGCGAAAUACGCUACUUUGUGUGUGUGUGUGUGUGUGAGCGAGCGUGCUAGCGUAUGCAUGCUAAGUGUGUUUGCACGUGUGUGAUAGCGUGUAUGUGUGCGUCUUGCGUUAGCCUGUUAGCCCGGGUGUUUCGUGUGCGUGAGCAUGGGUGAGUAUGUUAGCGUGUCUGUGUGUUAGAGAGGGCAUUUUUUCAAAUCAAUCAUGAAAUACAAAAUAGCAACACUUGCAAGAAGCUGCUGUAGUCCACAACUCACACCCAGAUGCUCACACACAUUAACUGGAUUUGUUCCUGAUGUCACUCACAAGGCCACGCCCAUUAAAAGCACACACGCAACACCAUUUUUUUUGGGGGGGGGGGGGCGGGGAUUUAUUGACAUGGUCUUUAAUUAUGUUUUAAUACGAUACUGUGCUGUUUUUGUUCAUUAAAAGCGUAAUAAUUUAAAUCAAGGUACCACUAUUCAAGAUGCUUUCAUCUAGGAAAAGAAUCUAUCGUUAUAUCACACCACCACCUAGUGGCCUGGCAUGCACAUUCCACUUUUCUUUUUUUUUUGCGUGUGAAACUUUUUUUAAAGCUGUCUCCCGGUUUCACGCGCACGGUAACGGCGGCAGGAUUGGUCUUUUAUGCAAACUCCGGAGCUCAGCUCAGAUUGUACGCCCGAUCCUCGGUUUUACCGCCACGUCUCGUACCCGCUGCCCGCCGGCACUCAGGAUUGCAAAUCUGCUGCAUCGUGAACGAAUGUUCCCGUUACACGACGUGCACGCAUCUCUCAUUUGUUUUCUGCUGUUUUUGUGUUGCACUGCUGCAGCUAUGGAUCACUCUUUUUUUUUUUUUUCAUGUUUAAUGUAUUUUGCUCCAAAAUGACAUAUCUGCUGUACAUUGUGGACUUUGUAAAUUCACUUUUGUUGAGCCUCAACGAUCUGA